Molecule: messenger RNA, 1378 nt
Organism: Chanos chanos (milkfish)
Lineage: Eukaryota; Metazoa; Chordata; Actinopteri; Gonorynchiformes; Chanidae
Gene: adra2da
Product: adrenergic, alpha-2D-, receptor a
Exons: 1
Coding region: 164-1378 (404 amino acids)
Biological process (GO): G protein-coupled receptor signaling pathway
Cellular component (GO): plasma membrane
Molecular function (GO): epinephrine binding; alpha2-adrenergic receptor activity
Source: RefSeq, a predicted model, not a curated record
GCAGUCUUGAGAUUUUAUCAGUGUAUAUUUUCCAUGUGCACUGACGAUACAACCUAAUGUCUCAUUUUCCUGUAUGGACUUCAAAAUACUGCAAUGAACUGAAUAUUGUAAUUGGAAAAACAAUUACAAAGAUAAGCGAUUUUCGCGCGAGGAUGUACUCAGAAUGUAUUUAAACAAUUCCACAGAGGAUGCUAACAUCACAAACACGCCAAAAACCUCUCCACAUUCGGAGGUCGCCGUGGCAUUCAUUAUCUUUGUGGUCAUUGUCAUUAUUUUGGUUACGAUUGUGGGUAACGUGUUGGUCAUAGUGGCUGUUUUAACGAGCCGUGCGCUUCGCGCACCGCAGAAUCUCUUCUUAGUUUCUCUGGCCUCAGCGGACAUCCUUGUGGCCACUCUGGUGAUACCAUUCUCUCUUGCCAACGAGGUCAUGGGGUACUGGUACUUUGGCAGCACCUGGUGCGCCUUUUACCUGGCUUUAGAUGUUCUAUUUUGUACUUCGUCCAUAGUUCACCUGUGCGCAAUCAGCCUCGACCGAUACUGGUCCGUCACUAAAGCUGUCAGUUACAAUCUGAAAAGGACACCGAAGCGCAUCAAAUCUAUGAUUGCAGUGGUUUGGGUAAUAUCGGCAGUAAUAUCUUUCCCACCCUUAAUCAUGACCAAACACAACGAAACGGAAUGUCUUAUAAACGACGAGACAUGGUAUAUUCUCUCUUCUUGUGUUGUGUCUUUUUUCGCACCUGGCUUUAUAAUGAUAACUGUAUAUUGUAAAAUAUAUAGAGUCGCCAAACAGCGCUCAUCCACUGUUUUUGUUGCUAAAAACGGACUGGAGCGAGAGCCCUCGCAAUCGGAGACGUAUUUUGUCCGAAAGGAUAAGUUUGAGAUGGAGAGCCCAAGCAGCCAUAGCUCCGGGAGCAACCAGCGUCAGGAGGAGUUGGACGACAUCGACCUCGAGGAGAGUUGUGUGUCAGACAACAAACCCAGAAACUCUCGGAAGGGAGAGGUUUCGGACUGCUGUCCGAAGCAGAACUGCCGCGUCUCAUGGGCCUCCAACCGCGCCUCGCAACUUUUUCAGGACCAGAAAAAUAAACAGUUAACGGUGUCAAAAACGAAGGUGGCUCAGAUGCGGGAGAAACGAUUCACCUUCGUCCUUGCUGUUGUGAUGGGGGUCUUUGUACUCUGCUGGUUCCCCUUUUUCUUCACCUACAGUCUUCAGGCUAUUUGUGGAGAAAAAUGCACUGCUCCUGAAGGGCUGUUUAAAUUAUUCUUUUGGAUAGGAUACUGCAAUAGCUCCGUGAACCCUAUUAUUUACACAAUUUUCAACAGGGACUUCAGAAAGGCAUUCAAGAAAAUUGUUUGUCAGACAACUAAACGCACAUGA